UUUCCACGUAAACAUUUUAUUGUGUUGGUUGCGAGAAGACGAGUUGAUCGUGCAGUUUAUUGCAAAAUUAGUUAGUACGAGUAAAAAAGUGUGAUAUUUCGGUCAUUAAAACCAUUCUCCACCUCGCGGUCAAAACGAUGGAUUCACUUAUGGAACCUACGCUGUACACUAUCAAAGGAAUGUGCAUACUGGACAACGAUGGUAACCGGAUACUGGCCAAGUACUACGACAAAAAUGUGUUCCCCACGGUCAAAGAACAGCGGGCGUACGAAAAGAACCUGUUCAACAAAACACACCGAGCAGAUGCAGAAAUCAUCAUGCUGGAUGGGUUGACCUGCGUGUACAAGAGCAAUGUGGAUCUGUUCUUCUACGUGAUGGGCAGCACGCAGGAAAACGAGCUGAUACUUCUGUCGGUGUUGAACUGUCUCUACGAUACGAUCACCAUGAUCCUGAAGAAAAACGUCGAAAAGCGAGCGGUAUUGGAAAAUCUCGAUAUUGUGAUGUUAGCUUUCGAUGAAAUUUGUGAUGGAGGUAUUAUCCUGGAUGCAGAUCCAUCGUCCGUGAUGAAGCGAGUCGAUCUACGAAACGAUGACAUUCCGAUCGGGGAACAAACUGUUGCCCAGGUUCUACAAUCGGCCAAAGAACAACUGAAAUGGUCACUGCUGAAGUGAGAGCGGGUCGGAUUUUUUAUUUGCUUCCUUUUGUCCAUAUAAACCAAACACCGGCACCACUGGGGAAUAACGAAGCGGGAAUACCGAGCGUAUUGAAUCUUUUGUUUCGCAUUUUGCUUAGAGCCGGUUGGUAGCAUUCUAGUUCCAUCGUGGACCGCAUACAAGAAGGACAGAAUUAUUCCGUUUCAAAAUAAUUAGCGUAAUACGUUAAGUUCUAAACAGGAAGAUAAACGUUAAGAAAAC
Molecule: messenger RNA, 914 nt
Organism: Anopheles funestus (African malaria mosquito)
Lineage: Eukaryota; Metazoa; Arthropoda; Insecta; Diptera; Culicidae
Gene: zetaCOP
Product: coatomer subunit zeta-1
Exons: 4
Coding region: 138-671 (177 amino acids)
Biological process (GO): intracellular protein transport; retrograde vesicle-mediated transport, Golgi to endoplasmic reticulum; intra-Golgi vesicle-mediated transport
Cellular component (GO): COPI vesicle coat
Source: RefSeq, a predicted model, not a curated record